Messenger RNA from Helobdella robusta, 615 nucleotides. RefSeq lists its product as hypothetical. Lineage: Eukaryota; Metazoa; Annelida; Clitellata; Rhynchobdellida; Glossiphoniidae. The record is from RefSeq and is a predicted model, not a curated record. The transcript has 2 exons. The coding region runs from base 1 to 615 and encodes 204 amino acids.
AUGGUCAUCAUAGUCAUAAGACAUUGGACUUAUUUCAAAAGUGUUACCAUUGACAAAGCAGUAAAUGGUUUUGCUUCUACAGGUCUUUGGCCACCGAAUAUGAACGUAUUUUCAGAUGAAGAUUUUCAUCCUUCGAAUUUGACAGAUGAACCGUUACCAUCAUCUGCUUUAGAUUUGAAUUUACAUUCAAAUUCAUUGAUUGAAACCAUUGAAUCAGUGGUUGAAGAUGACCCAAACCAAUCAAUUUCUUCAAAAAGCCUUUUGGAGUCAAUUGUUGGACCAAUAAAAUCAUCAACGCCACGAGGUAGAAAAAGAAAAUCUGAAAGAGCUACCUUGCUAACGUCCUCACCAAACAAAAAAUUGCUACAAGAAAAAGAUGAUCAAAAUUGUAAAAAGAUAAAGCGUUCUAAAGAUUUAUUAGAUAUAAAAAGUAAAACGGUGAAACGAACCAAAGAUACAACUCUAUGUGGGACUUGCACACAAAUUUUUUGUAAAGAUGUAACUGGGCGUCAGUGGAUCAAAUGCCAAAAAUGUGGCAUUUGGCAUCAUAAUGGUUGCCAAGGACUAGAAGAGGAUUAUAAUGACAUUUUUAUUUGUAUUGAGUGUGAUGAUUAA